This is a messenger RNA of Dissoconium aciculare CBS 342.82, 1032 nucleotides long. Its product is annotated as thiosulfate sulfurtransferas-like protein. The transcript has a single exon. The record is from RefSeq and is a predicted model, not a curated record. Gene Ontology annotation, biological process: transsulfuration. Bases 1 to 1032 code for a protein of 343 amino acids. Gene Ontology annotation, cellular component: mitochondrion. Lineage: Eukaryota; Fungi; Ascomycota; Dothideomycetes; Mycosphaerellales; Dissoconiaceae. Gene Ontology annotation, molecular function: thiosulfate-cyanide sulfurtransferase activity.
AUGGCUCUCGUCGCCCGCCAUCUCUCUGCGUGCCGACCACAGCUUGCAGGCCUACGAGCCAAGUCGCCGUCCAUCGGCAUCGCCAUGUCGACACGACAAGAGCACACCUCAUUCCCCUCCUACCUCGUCACCCCGAAAGAACUCCAUGCCGCCCUCAAACAGAACUCCUCCUCUUCAAUCUCCACCUCCCCGAGGGUCAUCCCUCUCUGCGGCUCUUGGUUCCUCCCCAACGAUCCCGCCAAACGGACCGGGCGCCAGGUCUUCGAGAAGGCCCACAUCCCCGACGCACGCUUCUUCGACCUCGAUGCCGUCUCCGACACGUCCAGCCCGUACCCGCACAUGCUGCCGAGCGCCGAGACGUUCGCAGACGCGGUCGGCAAAGCCGGGAUCCGCGCCCACGAUACCGUGGUCGUCUACGACUCCGCCGAGCUGGGCAUCUUCUCCGCUCCACGCGUCGCCUGGACCUUCAAAAUCUUCGGCCACCCGGCCGUGCACAUCCUCAACAAUUUCAAGCUGUGGGUGGAAGAAGGUCUGCCGGUGGUCGACGGGAAGGAACACGGAUUCGAUCCGGUCGAAUAUGCUACUCCCCAAUUGGACCGGAGCAAGGUCGCUUCUUUCGAGGAGGUGGUCGAGAUCGCAAAAGAUCACAACAAGGAAGGUCGCGAGGAGGUCCAGAUCUUGGACGCUCGUUCGACGGGCAGAUGGAAGGGUACCGAGCCCGAGCCUCGCCCAGGUCUGUCCUCUGGACACAUGCCCGGCAGUAUCUCUCUGCCGGUCCCGCUUCUCCUCGACCCGACCACCAAGGCUUUCCUGCCACCGGAUGAGCUCCGCCGUAUCUUCGAGGAGAGAGGAGUGAAUGCAUCGCAACCCAUCGUGUCGUCUUGUGGGACCGGCGUCACUGCAGCAGUCAUCGAUGCCGCUCUGACCGAGGCGGGCUACACCACCGAAGGCCGUAGGAUCUAUGAUGGCUCGUGGACCGAAUGGGCCAUGCGUGUCAAACCGCAAGAUUCGCUCAUCGUGAAGGAGACUUGA